CUUCACAAUUUAUGUUCUUCUGUCAUGGAUUCAGCUGGUCCCUCCAUUCGGGGUCCCUGACUUCCUGCAAUACUCCUGGAGAUAUGACUCAUGAAAGUGAGCCACAACCCAACAAAACAAAACAAAAAACAAAACAAAAUUUGACUCUCAGGAGUUUUAAAAUAUUAUGCUAGUCCCUAUUCAUCAUCCAGGAAGACAUCAGUUACCAUGUAAGUGUUCUUACCAGUUGCUGGCUCUGGUAAUGGCUUCUGCUUCUAAGCUGAGAUUCUCUAUAUUCACUUCUCUCUUUAGUUUUGGUGGUGGCUGUUUGCCCUGUGACCAGUUUUCUGGUUGACUUAAGAGUUGUUGAUUCUUCAGUCAGUUUAUUCAGCUUGUUACUUGUUGUGAAGAUGGGAAUGAUGACUCCUAAGCCCUUCACAUGCUGGCACAGAAACCAGAAGUCCUGUGUUCAUUUUUACCCAUUUAUUUUUCUUUCUGUAUUGGAGUUUGGAUAAUCUCAACUAUAUUCAAGUUCACUGAUUCUUUCUUCUGUCAAUCCACAUCCGCUAUUAAGCCCUUCUAGUGAAUUUUUCAUUUCAGUCAUUGUAGUUUCCAAUGCCAUAAUUUCUGUUUGGUUCUUUUUAAUAAUUUUUAUCUUUAUUGGUAUUUUUUAUGAUGAGACAUUAUUUUCAUAUUUUCCUUUAGUUUUUUGGACAUGGAUUCCUUUGAACAUAUUUAAAAGACUUUAAAAGUCUUUUCUAGUAGGGCCAAUGUCUGGGCUUCUUCCAGAAAAAUUUUUUAUUUAUUGCUCCCCUACUCCUUUAUGGGCCAUACUUUCUUAUAGGCUUUUUGGAAAAGUGGACAUUUAAAAUAAUAUAACAUGGCAUCUCUGGGAAUCAGACUCUUAACUAAAACUUUUCUCUGAGGGAAACAAAGCCUGAAAAGGGGAGAUUGAAUAUUACAUGGCUUAAGAGAGUAUUUAGAUAUAUCUACUUCCAUUGGUGCUAAAAUAUAUCUGGAAGUGGAAUGGAAUUCAGAACUCCAUGAAAGAGAGCUGGUGUCCAGAGUGUUGAUGUCACACAGCCUGUGUCCUGAUUGGCACAGAAGUUGAAACUAGAUUGUGGAUAUCCAUUCUGCUAGCUCUACUGGAAGACUGCUUCUAAAAGUGAGGUCUUCAACUUUGGAUGUUAAUCAUUAGAAUUUUCUUUCUCAAAUUAAAAGUUUGAGAAAUUCCUGAUAAGAUGUCCCAUUCCCUAAAGUUUACUUUGAUUGUAAUUUUAUUUUACUAUUGGCUUUCACCCAGCCAUGAAGAGUUAAAAGGUGGUAAGUAUGCUUUGGCAGUCAGAUUGUUUAUUCUUCUCUCCUGGCUCACUUUUUCCCAGUUUCAGAGUGUUAAACGAAUUUUUUAUCUCAAAUUGGAUUUCUUGGGAGAAUUUAAGAUUUAGGAGGAAAAAUGUCAGUUGUCAGAGGAAGAAUUGUAAAGUUCUUUUCCUAAAAUAUGCAUCAUUUACAAAAUGGAUUUGCAUAUUCUCAGUAUGGUUGGGACAGUAACAUUUGAAAACAGUCAUUUCCACAGAAGAGCUUUGAGCCUGACAUCCAGUGAGGGGUCAUUUCUGACUCUGAAAAUGAGUAUAGCUCAGGAGGCCCAGGUGCUGGGGAGUGAUGCCAUCAGCUCCACUGCAGGCCUGCUUGUUGUUUCCAGCUGCACAUCACACCUGUGAAAGGGAACAAUUCUUCCCACUGUUUGUCCUUCUGAUAGCCUUCUCUCUGGACUUUGCAUUUCCAUUCCUUUUCAUUGACAAAUGGAUUUUUUUUUUUCUUUUUUUCCAUCUCUGGGCCAGCUUGGGAUCCUAGACUGCCCUGGGAAGACAUUUGUGUUUUACACACAUAAGGAUCUGUGUUUGGGGUUUCUUCUUCCUCCCCUGACAUUGACAUUGCUUGGUGGUUGUGUGGGGAGGGAGGCCACGUGGGCUCAGUGCUUGCUUGUACUUCUCUGCCUAGGUACAUCGAAGUCUUUUGACCUCCGUACAGUGAUUAUGCUUGUCAUUGCUGGUGGUAUCCUGGCAGCCUUGCUCCUGCUGAUAGUUGUCGUGCUCUGUCUUUACUUCAAAAUAUACAACGCACUAAAAGCUGCAAAGGACCCUGAGGCUGUGGCUGUAAAAAAUCACAACCCAGACAAGGUGUGGUGGGCCAAGAACAGCCAGGCCAAAACCAUUGCCAUGGAGUCUUGUCCUGCCCUGCAGUGCUGUGAAGGAUGUAGAAUGUAUGCCAGUUUUGAUGCCCUGCCACCUUGCUGUUGUGACAUAAAUGAGGGCCUCUGACUUGGAAAAGGUGGGCACAAAAAUCUUCAUGAGCAAUAUUUCUUUCUUAGUAGGUUGUUUUGUUAUUUAAAUCAAGUUCUAGAGUUUUUAUGUGAGAUUAUAUAAUUUACAGUGUUGUUUUAUAUACUUUUGAAUAAAUGUACACUAUUAAAAAUAAUCCUCUUUGCCGCCAAUAUUUUUUGAUUGUUAAUUAUAAACAUUCUUUGUUUAAAUAUAUUUAUUACUCACUUUGGAAUAUGGAGGAAUUAGCUUGUAGCAUUGCAAUAGAAGAAAGAGAAUUGGAAUAAAAGUGUCCAGCACAUUUCCCACCCAAGAAGGAAAAU
This is a messenger RNA of Chlorocebus sabaeus (green monkey), 2623 nucleotides long. It is a transcript of the gene FAM24B, whose product is annotated as family with sequence similarity 24 member B. The record is from RefSeq and is a predicted model, not a curated record. NCBI's taxonomy places the organism in Eukaryota, Metazoa, Chordata, Mammalia, Primates, Cercopithecidae.